AUGAAGUGGCUACUUGCUGUCCUAGCCAUCAGCAUCCUGAAUGCAUACAUCGCAGAGGAGAAUCCCAAGCUUCUUCAAAAUCUGAGGUUCCACUCGAACAAUUUUGAAAACAUCUUGAAAUGGGACAGCGUCCAGGGAAGCCCUGCAGACACAGUCUACAGUGUGCAGUAUAAAAGGUAUGGAGAUCCAAAAUGGAAACCCAAGGACGAGUGUCAGAACAUUACUCAGACAUCAUGCAACCUGACCUUUGAGACGAGAGACACUGAGGAGCAGUACUUUGCCAAGGUGAUGGCCUCCAGCCAAAGCCACGGAGACCUCGUGGAGUGGAGGCAGACAACGAGGUUCAGUGCCUGCCGAGACACACUCAUUAAGCCGCCCCUGGUGACCUGCAACCCCAGCGUCCGGUCUGUAAAGCUCAUUGUGCAUCCCUCCCCCACCGCCCUCUGGACCAGCAGUGGCCACCAACAGACUCUCGAAGAGAUAUUCCCAGAACUGUUCUAUCGCCUUCAGCUGCACAUCAACCAAACUUACCAAAUGCACUUUGAAGGGAAUAAGAAAGAAUAUGAAUUCUUUGGCUUGGCUCCAGACACAGAGUACCAGGGGGUCACCAUCAUCGUUAUCCCCACCCCUUUCAAGGAGAGUACCUCCUACACCUGCAGAGUGAGGACACUGGCAGAUCGGACAUGGUUGUAUUCCUUCUCAGGGGUGUCCUUGUUCACCAUGGGCUUCCUCGUGGCUGUGCUUUGUUACCUGAGCUACCGAUAUGUCAAGAAGCCUCCCAAGCAGCCCAACUCACUGGAUGUCCAGAGAGUGCUGACCUUUCAGCCGCUGAGAUUCAUCCAGGAGCAUAUCUUGAUCCCGGCCAUCGACUUCAGCAGUUCUGGGGGCCUGGUUCCCCCGAUCCAAUACUCCCAGGUGAAGAUACCUGGGGCCAGGGAGGCCUUGGGAGCUUCACUGCCACCUGGCCUGUCUGAUAUCACCUACCUUGGACAGAGCGAGAUACCCAUCCCUGUUCUCCUGGCCCACCAGGCACUUCCCCCACCAUCCUAUGCCCCUCAGUCAGUCCCAGAGGUGGGACCCCCUUCUUAUGCCCCACAAGUGGCUCCUGAGACAGAGCCCCCAUCCUAUGCCCCUCAGGCCCUCCCUGAUCCAUGGCCCCCAUCUUAUGGGGCCUGCAUGGAGGACUCAGGGGGAGAGAGGUCCCCACAGCAGGAGUUGGACCCCAGAUGCUUCAAUGGGACCAUGGGCCAACCUCAGCCCAAGAAGAGCCCAGCUGGGCCCCUGUUGCCAAAUUCCCAGACAGAACUCCAGAUUUCCAGAGAAGAGUUCUUCCAUCGGCCCCCAGGACUCCAGACAGAGCGGCCACCCAGCCCGGCUCUGCCCCUGGUUCACCCAACUGAUUCACUGGAGUCAAUAGCUCCAGGAUACUUAAGCAACCAGACCUCGUUACUUUCCUCUGUCCAGGUGGAAGACCACCCCUUUCCCCUCCCCUCCUCUAUGACUUCCCUCCUAUUUCAGCCCAGGGUGCAGAUUCAGGGAGCCUGGGACCUGCUAGAUUCUGUAGUGUGUCCCAAGGAUGAGCUUCUUCCUCCGGGACCUGAGGAGGACUGCCCAGAACAAUCUACAGAGCUUGAUUUGUUCUUCAGAGACUUGGACCUCACAGUACAGUGGGAACCCUGA
Molecule: messenger RNA, 1680 nt
Organism: Dromiciops gliroides (monito del monte)
Lineage: Eukaryota; Metazoa; Chordata; Mammalia; Microbiotheria; Microbiotheriidae
Gene: IL22RA1
Product: interleukin 22 receptor subunit alpha 1
Exons: 7
Coding region: 1-1680 (559 amino acids)
Molecular function (GO): protein binding
Source: RefSeq, a predicted model, not a curated record